UUGAGAAUGUUUGGAGGCGGAGAGACUGGUUCAGUAUUGAACCGUGUCGCGAACAGGAGGAGUUGCUGAGAGAAAGAGAAAUGCAGAGGCGAGGAUGAACGAAGUGGAGAUGGUAAUAUAAUAUUCGCAAAUGCUUUGUAUUAAGUAUGCUGUCGUUUCUACGUGCAUAAUGAAAGGCGUCAGGAAAGGAUAUUUGCAACUAAAAAGCACGAGGCGAAGCGCGAGAGGGAGCAGCGACCAGUGACCAGCCGCAGUUCUUGGAGGUACUGAGGCAACCCUGGCAGCCUGCAGCAUGUUAAUGUAAUGGAAACAGCAUCUGUGCCCCAGUUAGCCACCAAAAUACAUAAUCGGAAACAUAUCAGUACCGUCCAGCGCUAGAUGUAUCAAGCUGUGGUUGAGUUUGUCAGUGGAUGCACACGUAGCCCUGGGCCCUGUCAUGCACAACACCAUGUUAAAACAACAAAACUGGAAUAACACUGAGUUCUCUGACCAGCCAAUGAGAAAGCCAUGGAAAAAGCUGGUGGAAAAUGUAUGGUAUCAACUUAAAAAGUGACUCCCGUCAUCCCUUCUCUCUGAGACUGACCCACAACUGGUUGUCUUGCCUUCUGCAUGACCCUGUUUACCUGUAAGGAAUCCUCAGUGACGACUUGGCUGUGCUAAGGACAUCUGCUAUCUACUCUGGAAGUCGCACGUAGAGCCAACAAAAUGGAUACUCAGAUUUGCAGCUGGCCUUCGUUGGGUUGAGAAUGUGAGGGCGAUGGGACAAGCCCUAUGAAACCAUAGCUGGAACAGCAGUAUAUCAAAAUGGCCCAAACCAGUUUGCUGCAGGGGAAGCGCUUUUACUGCAGGGAGUGGGUGUUUCACAAGAUCCAGCACUGCCUCCAGGAGAAAACCAACAGUCUGAGUGGGGUGACCACUUCCCCCAGGCCCCUGGCCUCCACAUCCCCCAGCACGGGUGCUUGCAACCCCACUGGAGGGAGCUCCGCCGCAGGCCCAGCCAAGGGGACAGCCUGGGGGGUGCUGCUGGUAGGGGGGCCGGGAAGUGGGAAGACUGCCCUGUGCACAGAGCUGCUGUGGCCCACCUCUGGCCAGGGGGCCCAUCGGGGCUUGCACCAGCAGUGCCUGGCCUUCCACUUCAGCCGGGCAGACGACUCGGACACCCUGUGUGUGGGAGGCUUCAUCCGGGGCCUGGUGGCCCAGAUCUGCAGAGGGGGUCUGCUGCAGGGUUACGAGGAGAGGGUCUGCGACCCCGACAUCCAGAGCGCCCUGCAACUUGGGGAGUGUGAGAGGAACCCCUCAGAGGCCUUCAAGAAGUGCGUCCUCCUCCCCCUCCUGAGCUCCAAGCCACCCCAGCAGUCUCUGUUCCUCCUGGUGGACUCCAUCGACGAGGGCUGUCAGCUGGGCGAGGGCGAACAGCGCCCCCCUCCCUGCUCCCCCAGGACCAUAGCCGAGCUCCUGGCCUUCCACCACGAGCUUCUCCCCCCCUGGCUGCUGCUUGUCUGCUCGGCCCGGCGCCAGAACAAGACCAUCACCAAACUGUUCACAGGAUUCCGAAAGAUCAGCCUGGAUGACCUGCGCAAGGCGUACAUCGUCAAGGACGUGCAGCAGUACAUCCUGCAGCGACUGGACCAGGAGGAGGCCCUGCGACAGCACCUCACCAAGGAGACCGCGGAGAUGCUCAACCAGCUCCACAUCAAGAGCAGCGGCUGCUUCCUCUACCUGGAGCGCGUGCUGGACGGGGUAGUGGAGAACUUCAUCAUGCUGCGCGAGAUCCGAGACAUCCCCGGCACUCUCAACGGCCUCUACCUGUGGCUCUGUCAACGGCUCUUCGUCCGGAAACAGUUCGCCAAAGUCCAGCCGAUCCUCAAUGUCAUCCUUGCCACCUGCAGGCCUCUCACCAUCAAGGAGCUUUAUCACGCUGUCUGGACCAAAAACACGACUCUUACCAUAGAGGAUUUUCAGAAGAAGAUUGAUAUCCUCUCUAAGCUGUUGGUGGAUGGCCUUGGAGGAACCAAGAUCCUAUUUCAUUACAGUUUUGCUGAGUGGCUCCUGGACGUGAAGCACUGUACCCAGAAGUAUUUGUGCAAUGCGGCAGAGGGUCACAGGAUGAUGGCCAUGCGCUACACCUGUCGGGCCAAGCAGCUCAAACCGCUGGAGGUGCAGGAGUUUGCGCUGCAUCUCAUCAACUCCAACCUGCAAAUCGAGCCUUUCAACCUCGCUCUGUGGAUGGUGUGGAACGGCACGCCCGCCAAGGACUCCCUGACCACCUCCAUCCCCAAAGAGCAGGAGGUGCUCCAGCUGCUGGUGAAGGCAGGAGCUCACGUGAACAACGAGGACGACCACGCCUCCUGCAUCAUCCAACAGGCGCUGGAGAGGGAGGACUCCAUUCGGACUUUGCUUGAUAAUGGAGCCUCGGUCAACCAGUGCGAUUCCAGCGGGAGGACAUUGCUGGCGAACGCCGCGUACAGCGGGAACCUGGAUGUGGUGAACUUGCUCAUUUCCAGGAGGGCAAACAUGGAGCUGGUGGACAACCAUGGGCAAACGGCACUUACCCUUGCAGCAAGGCAAGGUCACACUAAAGUGGUGAACUGCCUCAUUGGCUGUGAGGCCAACAUCAACCACACCGAUCAUGACGGGUGGACCGCCCUCAGGUCGGCGGCCUGGGGAGGUCACUCAGAGGUGGUGUCCGCUCUCCUCUACGCUGGCGCCAAAGUCGACUGUGCCGACGCCGAUAGCAGGACCGCCUUGAGAGCCGCCGCUUGGGGAGGUCACGAAGACAUCGUCCUGAACCUCCUGCAACACGGGGCGGAGGUCAACAAAGCGGACAACGAAGGAAGGACUGCCCUCAUCGCGGCGGCGUACAUGGGGCAUAGGGAGAUCGUCGAGCACCUUCUGGAUCACGGCGCGGAAAUCAAUCACGAAGACGUGGACGGCAGGACGGCUCUUUCCGUCGCCGCUCUCUGUGUGCCAGCCAGUAAAGGCCACGCCUCUGUGGUCAGCCUUCUCAUUGACAGGGGCGCAGAGGUCGACCACUGUGAUAAAGACUGCAUGACUCCCUUACUUGUAGCUGCCUACGAAGGGCAUGUUGACGUGGUGGAUCUGCUGCUUGAAGGCGGUGCGGAUGUAGAUCACACGGACAAUAAUGGGCGAACGCCUCUCCUUGCCGCGGCUUCGAUGGGUCAUGCCUCUGUUGUCAACACCUUGCUUUUCUGGGGGGCGGCUGUCGACAGCAUCGACAGCGAAGGAAGGACGGUCCUGAGCAUCGCGUCCGCUCAAGGGAACGUGGAGGUGGUGCGUACUCUGCUGGACAGAGGGCUGGAUGAAAAUCACAGGGACGACGCAGGCUGGACCCCGCUACACAUGGCUGCCUUUGAGGGCCACCGCCAGGUGUGUGACGCCCUCAUCGAGCAAGGAGCACGGUGCAUAGAAGUGGACAACGAUGGUCGAAUCCCUCUGAUACUGUCUGCACAGGAGGGCCAUUACGACUGCGUCCACAUUCUUCUGGAAAACAAGUCCUGCAUUGACCAGCGAGGCUACGACGGGAGGAAUUCCCUCAGGGUGGCUGCACUAGAAGGUCACAGGGACAUCGUUGAACUGUUGCUGAGUCACGGUGCUGACAUUGACCACAAGGACGCAGAUGGACGUCCGACCUUGUACAUAUUGUCACUUGAGAACCAACUUGCCAUGGCAGAGUACUUUCUUGAAAACGGAGCCAACGUGGAAGUCAACGACACAGAGGGAAGAACGGCCCUCCACGUAUCCUGCUGGCAGGGACAUGUCGAAAUGGUCCGGAUGCUGAUUAACUAUCACGCCGACGUGAACUCCUGCGACAACGAAAAGAGAUCCGCCCUUCAGUCCGCCGCAUGGCAAGGUCACGUGAAAGUGGUGCAGUUUCUGAUCGACAACGGCACUCGCGUGGACCACACCUGCAAUCAGGGGGCGACGGCGCUUGGCAUCGCUGCCCAGGAGGGGCACAUCGAUGUCGUGCAGAUACUUUUAGAGCACGGGGCCGACCCCAAUCACGCCGACCAGUUUGGACGCACCGCCAUGCGAGUGGCUGCAAAAGGGGGCCAUUCGCCGAUCAUCAAACUUCUCGAGAAGUACGGAGCUUCGAGUGUCAAUGGCUGUAGUCCCUCUCCGGUGCACACCAUGGAACAGAAAACCCCUCUGUCUGUAACUGGGAAGAUGCAGUCCCUUACGAUUAAAUCCAACAGCUCUGGUAGCACCGGGGCUGGGGAACUACAGUCGUCAGGACGCGGUUUACCCAACGGACCUGUUCACGCUUUCAGCUCCCCAUCGGAAUCUCCCGACUCAACUGUCGACAGGCAGAAGUCCUCUCUUUCAAACAACUCUCUCAAGAGUUCCAAAAACUCUUCCUUGAGGACCACUUCAUCCACUGCCACCGCGCAGACCGUGCCGAUAGACAGCUUUCACGGGCUGACUUUCACGGAGCAAAUACAGCAACACUCUCUGCCUCGCAGCCGAAGUAGACAGUCUAUCGUCUCCCCCUCCUCCACUACCAAGUCCAUCGGUCAUCAGCCAGGUUCUCCGUUGAAUGAAUUUGACUGGGCUCAGGUCAAGCCCGGUCUGAAGUCAACCAAAGGUAGUAAAACAGGAAACGGCACUUCGAAUGGAAAAGGGGGAUCUGGAGAUAAGAAAAAGCUCAAGAACAGUGGCUCGAGUCAGGUUUUGGAGUACGAAAUGACCCAGUUUGACAAAAGGGUUGCUCUGAACAAGUCCGUGGCAAACAUUUCCGUGAAGGAUCCUCAUUGCAAAAUCUUGGUCGGUGGGUCAACACAGCAGGACGGGGUCCCGACUCCAGAACAGUUCUUCUUCCAACAGCAGAGCUGUGCAGAGAAGAAGAGGAACGGCAUAAUGACCAACCCUAACUACCACCUUCAUGGCAAUCAGGUUUUCCUAGGGCGCGUCUCUGUCCCCAGGACUGUACAGGGCAGAGGCCAUCAGGACGUUCUGGAGAACUACCCCAUUGGGGAAACUGAACUAAGCCUUAAACAAGCCCUGAAGCUGCAGAUUGAAGGAUCUGAUCCUGGGUUUAACUACAAGAAGGAGACUCCAUUAUAGCUGAUGUCUCGAAUGCCAUUCAUCACGCAGGCAAUGGAAGGAAUGUGCCAAAGCAACCAUAUUCAUCUGCAUAAGAACCGAUUCGUGUUUUUUCCACUCCGGUGGGACGACUCAGACAACCUAGAGAAGAAUGUUGACUGCUGCACAAGGCUUACAUGAACUGAUACUUCGAUGUGCCUACAUCUGUUACAGCCUCAGUCUAAUCAUGCACACUAUCAUUUUAAUUUAAUGUAUUGAUAUUUAAUAUGCAGUGUAUGCACUUUUUUAAAAGAGAGAAAAUGACAGACAUGCAUAUGUUCCGUCAGCCUGUCACUCACCCAUGUGUUCCUUAUCAAACCAAUCAUUCAAAGGAAAUAUACCUAGUUUCGUUUUUUUUUUUCUACAUGUUUUUUGGUUUCCGGCUGCAACUGUACAAACACUGACAGCAAUGUUCCGCAGAGUACAUUGUCACCUUUAACCAGAGAACAUCCAGACAACUCAUGGGAUAUGUUCAACUCAUCAAUACUCUGCCUAUCUAGAGACCCAAAAUAAUCUGUGUUAACCUUGUUAUAUGUGCUUAACAUAUGUUGUGUGUAAUAUGUUACUAGCUAUCGCAAUUUACUCAACAAGUAUAAUCAAGCAUAUUUAUUUUGGAGACAAGCCACUCGUUUGUAUUGUAUACUCUUAUCUUGGUGCUGUGUUCAAAAGUUGCCUGCAGUUAUUUUGGUGAUCUCAAUACUUUUUGUUUGCAAUGUGCUUUGUAGUAUUAGAGAAAUCAGAGCGAAAGUAAAGAGUUCAUUGGAAAUAUUCAACCCAUGUGAUUUCAUUUUGUCCCUGUGGGACUCAUUUGUUUUGUUUAGCAGUUUUAUUUUUUGUGUGCGCAUUUAAAUUGAUAUUUAAGUAAACAAGUUGUGUACUGUCAACAGUCUGAUGCUCCAUGCAGAAUUCUCAAGCAAAAGCAAUGUUAAAAUGCAUUCAUCCCCAGAAUCCAAUGUAAUGUAAAACCUGCAAUGCAAGACAGAAAAGCUUGCUUCUCUUUUAAUUGUUGUGUGGCUGGUUGUGUUUUUCUUGUCUGCAUAUUUUGGAUAUGAACACAAAGCAAAGUGUUUUGUUCCUCCCUUCACAACCGACACAACAGACUUGUAAACUUCGGUGAUAUUUGGGUUUUAAAGCAUUGUUUGAAAUGUAUACGUGUCAAGCCAAAGUUAAACCAGCAGUUGUCUCUCCUAGCAACUGCAGCGCCAUUCCUCAAGAUAAAACUCCAGAGGGAUCGGAGGGAUGUCUUUUGAGAUGGUGCUGCUGGAUCUAAGACAUCUGUUUCUCAUGGACGAUCUUGGGGCUGUGUUAGCAUUUAAAUGUCAUAAUUGUGCUUUUCAUAAUGUUAGAAGUUAGCUGUUCUUGUGCCAACUCGGAAGAGAGGAAGGAGGGGAGGGGAGUGGCCUGCUAUCGCAUGCACAAACACAACAUGCAUUAACCCAAGUCACAUCUCUUGGCUUCUCAGUUUAGCUUGAAGGUAUGCCAUGAAGGUUUAAUGGAAGGACUGGAGUAUCAGUUCUCAACACAGUAUUCCGAAUUAUUUAGCCGUCUUGUCAAGCAGUCAUUGUAUUAUUGCCUGUGUUUGUCUGUCACAUUGUUUUGAAUUGACCUUCAAUAUUUUUAUUGUAAAUAGCUUAACAUGUACAUUGACCUUUUCAUUUUAAAAAAUAUUUCCUGUACUAUAUUAAGCUGAAUUUUCUGAUGUAUAUUGAAGUGCUUAAUAAAACAUAUUUGCUUUAAUGCUGGGAA
Messenger RNA from Osmerus eperlanus (European smelt), 6846 nucleotides. It is a transcript of the gene ankrd50, whose product is annotated as ankyrin repeat domain 50. The record is from RefSeq and is a predicted model, not a curated record. NCBI's taxonomy places the organism in Eukaryota, Metazoa, Chordata, Actinopteri, Osmeriformes, Osmeridae. The transcript is spliced from 5 exons. The coding region runs from base 805 to 5082 and encodes 1425 amino acids. Gene Ontology annotation, molecular function: protein binding.